UUUGACUGGUUUGUACGAUUUACACGGUCGUGAGUCGGUCUGUUGUUUAUUGUAUUGUUUACGAUUGUUAGAAAGUCAACUGUAAGUUAGCAAGCAUUACAUACGUUAUUUGCAUAUUUUUAUUCCUUACGUCUUAUAUAUCUAGUACUAUUAAAAAAGUCGUAGCUUUUAAGUCGAAUACGAACAAUCGUUUCAGUUUUGAACUGCGUAUGUAUAUACAUACUUUUAUGUUUGGAAAUCGAAUAGGGAAGCUCACAACAGGCAUCUUUAAAUCGUGAAGAGGAUUAGAAAAUUACUGUAAUAAAACAGCAUGGGACGUAGAAAGAGUAAAAGAAAACCUCCGCCUAAAAGGAAAGCAAUUGAACCUUUAGAUAUCCAAUUCAAUUGUCCUUUUUGCAACCAUGAAAAGUCGUGUGAAGUUAAAAUGGACAAAGGGAGAAAUUCAGCAAGGAUAACAUGUCGUGUAUGCUUGGAAGAUUUUCAAACUACGAUAAAUUUUUUAUCAGAGCCGAUUGAUGUUUACAAUGACUGGAUAGACGCUUGUGAGACUGCGAAUUAAACCUUUAAAAAGGUUUUAUCUACUUACAGUGCACAUCGGGAAAAACAUUUGGUGUUUUACAGUAGGUUUAUUUUGUAAAAACUGUUAAUAUACCUUGUGCUUAUUUAGACAAUUGUAUAAAAAGAGCUGUAAUUUUUUUUUUCGAAUUUAUUACAUUUUUUAGUGUGUGUUAAUAUCUAUAUUGUACCUUUAUGUGAAAUAAAUUUAUUGAUUUUU
This is a messenger RNA of Cimex lectularius (bed bug), 775 nucleotides long. RefSeq names its product transcription elongation factor 1 homolog. The transcript is spliced from 3 exons. The record is from RefSeq and is a predicted model, not a curated record. Gene Ontology annotation, molecular function: RNA polymerase II complex binding. Gene Ontology annotation, biological process: transcription elongation by RNA polymerase II. Lineage: Eukaryota; Metazoa; Arthropoda; Insecta; Hemiptera; Cimicidae. Gene Ontology annotation, cellular component: transcription elongation factor complex. The coding region runs from base 311 to 559 and encodes 82 amino acids.